AUGACCUCAUAUUCCCAUAAGGAAAUGUGCCAAGGCUCUUAUGAAAUGAUGCCCCCCAAAAAGGCGUAUGGCACCACUGCUGAUUGGGGGAAGGCAGCAAGGGCCGGCAUUGUUCCGGGUAAAAAACAGUGUGUCCUUCUGAGAGGCAUUUGCAAGAAGGGGGGCUGCACCUCCACGGACGACACCAUCGGGGUGUGUAAUGAUGAGCAAAGGUGCUGUCGGAGGUGGUGGAUACUGUUUCCCUACCCAACGCCGGCUCCCAAGUCCAAGUCUCCUUAGGAGGAAGCAACCUGUCGGGCCCUCUGACUCCAGGACACACAGAUGCGUUUGGCAGAUUCCUGUCGAAUCCGACUUGCUUUCCCUCCCUUGAUGGGAAAUAAAGUCCUGCUUCCACGUGUGCUGAUCCCUGAGAGAUUUCUUCUGGACGCCGUGCCUGCAAAGCCUCUCACGCACAACAAG
Pipistrellus kuhlii (Kuhl's pipistrelle) is the source of this 459-nucleotide messenger RNA. Its product is annotated as beta-defensin 130B-like. The record is from RefSeq and is a predicted model, not a curated record. The transcript is spliced from 2 exons. The coding region runs from base 1 to 279 and encodes 92 amino acids. Lineage: Eukaryota; Metazoa; Chordata; Mammalia; Chiroptera; Vespertilionidae.